This is a messenger RNA of Colias croceus (clouded yellow), 1503 nucleotides long. RefSeq names its product AP-1 complex subunit sigma-2 (gene AP-1sigma). Gene Ontology annotation, cellular component: membrane coat; AP-1 adaptor complex; intracellular membrane-bounded organelle. NCBI's taxonomy places the organism in Eukaryota, Metazoa, Arthropoda, Insecta, Lepidoptera, Pieridae. Gene Ontology annotation, biological process: intracellular protein transport; vesicle-mediated transport. Gene Ontology annotation, molecular function: clathrin-cargo adaptor activity. The coding region runs from base 221 to 694 and encodes 157 amino acids. The transcript is spliced from 5 exons. The record is from RefSeq and is a predicted model, not a curated record.
GGGCACGUCUUUAGUCUAUUGCCCAAUGAUCCAUCGUCCAUCCGUCGUCAAAAAAGAAAUUACAAAGUAAAAAUUGCCAACAGGCAACAAGCAAAAACACCAAAUUACUCCAAGAACUAUCUACGGUAAACUUCAAAACAUUUUUAUAACAUGAAAGCCAAUUGAAAGAAGUUUGUAUAAACAUUUCCGUAUAUUUUGAAACAAUUAUUACUUAUCCACAAUGAUGCAGUUUAUGCUUCUAUUUAGCCGACAAGGCAAAUUACGACUGCAGAAAUGGUAUGUGGCUCAUCCAGACAAGCUGAAGAAGAAAAUCACCAGAGAAUUGAUUACCACUGUUUUAGCCAGAAAGCCAAAGAUGUGUUCCUUCUUGGAAUGGAAGGAUGUUAAGGUUGUUUACAAAAGAUAUGCAUCAUUAUACUUCUGCUGUGCUAUGGAACAAGAAGACAAUGAGCUUCUCACUUUGGAACUCAUUCAUAGAUAUGUUGAGCUACUUGACAAGUAUUUUGGCAGUGUUUGCGAAUUAGAUAUAAUUUUCAACUUUGAAAAAGCGUACUUCAUCCUGGACGAGUUGGUACUCGGUGGUGAAUUGCAGGAGACCAGCAAGAAGAACGUCUUGAAGGCCAUCGCUGCACAGGAUCUGCUCCAGGAGGAGGAGACUCCGCAGGGCUUCUUCGAGGACCACGGGCUUGGAUAAAUCUACGGAGACCACGCAACAGCAGCCGCAGCUCGAAAAGAACUAUUAGGUUAUCUCCUGCAGUAAUUUGUUAGAAAUCAAUAUAUCUAUUACUAUUAUUAUGUUUAAGCUGUUAGUGUUUAUUCUUUUUGUGAUUGGCUUAAUUUCUUAGGUAGGUUGUUGAGCACAAUAUUAAGCGUAUGGUUUCUUUUAAAUCAAUGUACUUAAAAUGUUAAAGGCACGGUUUCAUUUGUUUUUGGCACGGUUAUUUUACAUGUAUAUAAGGGAGUCAGAAAACGUUAAGUAUCUAUUACAAAUAUUAUAAUGCAGACAUAAAAUGUAAAAAGAUGGUUUCUAUAUAAUUUUUACUGCGCAGUUAGUUUUUAAUCUUAUCUUUUAGGUAAUUAAGAAUCGCUUUUGAUGGAUUAUUUUUAUCAAAUGAAAUUCAUAACGAGUAUUACUUUAACAAAUUUAGUAGGUAAUACAUUAAAAUUAUUGAUAUUGAUAAAGUUUUAAUCUUGGACGUAUGUAAAUUAAGCAUUUAAAUUCUUACUUAUUGUUAUUUACGAUCGAAUAAUAAUUCAGUUUUAAAUGGCAGCUUUUAAAAUAUUUUGUGUAAUAAAAUAUUCUUGUGCUGCUAUUAUUCAUAAAGUAUUAUCAACGAGUGUCAAGUAAUAAAUGCCAAUAAUAAAAAAAAAUAUCCAAACUAUAUUAUGUUAUGUAUAAUAACGAACAACAUUUUAUCUUAUUGUUAAAUGAAUUCUGUUGUGAAACAAAUAUAGAAUAAGUAAUGUAUGAAAUAUCGGUAUUAUUAAAUACUUAUUUUAAAA